Molecule: messenger RNA, 1693 nt
Organism: Sycon ciliatum
Lineage: Eukaryota; Metazoa; Porifera; Calcarea; Leucosolenida; Sycettidae
Exons: 6
Coding region: 122-1276 (384 amino acids)
Source: RefSeq, a predicted model, not a curated record
AGCUCUGUAUCAGAUCAGUACAGAUCAGUACCCGGAGCUAGUGCGCAAGUGCUCCGUCUAUCUGAAAGAAGUGUUCGUUGCCAGCCGGACGGCUCGGGGAGAAGAAUUUUGUGCAGGCACAAUGAAGCUCUCAGCCGUGUGCUUCCUGCUGCUACUGAGCGGCUCAGCAUGGUCCCAAGAUCCGGAUUUCGGCGGCUCAGAUGUGAUCUUCGGUACAGAAGAACCGGACAAGGAUGCACCAGCCGAGACGCUGGCACCCGAUGAGAAGCCUUCGCUCGCUCCAACCACGGAGGAGGUCAAGCCCACGGACCCAGCUAUGGGAGCAGAGAUUACUCCGGACAUGGAACUACCAGUGCCAGAAAACUGCACUGGUGUCAUGUGCGAUUUCGAAGCCAUCCGACAGUGCGAGGCACCAGUGAUCUUCGCCAAACAGUGCUGCCCCGUCUGUCCCACCCUGGACCUCUGUGACGGCGUGGAGUGCAACGACACGGAAGUCUGCAGCGUGUUCAACGGACGCGCCGUCUGCUGCACCGACCUGAGCGCCAAGAGAGCCCGCAGCCAUGGUUACGGUAGCCAUGGCGGGCACCAUGGGCAUCGCGGCCGCCGCAGUCCGUCUGUACGUGACCAGGUCAACCGCCGUAUUAGCACUGUCCUCCAUUUCGGCAGCCACCACCACGGCCAUGGGUACUACUCGAACGCUCAGCUGCAUCAUAACAAGCUGCGUUGUCGCUACGACCUUCCCGACAACUGCACCCUGCGCUUCAAUGACGAGAUGAUGAAAACUCCCACUAAAGGUCCCUGUGUCAAUGCCAGCUGUAACGAGUCGGAGGCGUGCGUUGUCAAGUAUCGACAUACCCUCGUCCGUCGCUUCUUCCGCAUGUUCGUCGUCAUGCGCAAGAUGCCACACUGCUGCAAGAUGAACCGCCCCGAUUGCCCAGACGUCGAGAGACCCACGGUGCUCGGCAAGUGCCACCUGCCCGGUGACCCUAUUCCGAUGAAAACCAAGGAAUGCAACUGCACAGACAUGCCACUGCGUCGUGGAAAGCGUGGACACGGGUACCAGAUUGUGCGACACCGAGGUUAUAACUAUCUUGUGGGAAGGAUGUUCGGACGGUGCAGCAGCGGAUCACGCACCGAGACGACGUACCAGCGUGUACCCGGGUCAGUGAAGCGCUGCAAGUGCGAAUGUCCACGCCACGAGUCCUAUGGCCACCACAGCCAUGCCAGGCGCUGCGGCAAGAUGAGGCUCAUGACCAACGAAUGCCGCACCCUGUAACGCUGCCAUUGUGCAGCGUUUAACCAAGACGGACAUUUUUUAUGAACUUUUCACUCAUGUUUCCCUUGUUCAAUAGUUUCCUGCCGGAUCCGGUUGCUCACAACACCGGUGUGCCUUUUCUUGGCUUCACAACUUUCUUUUAAAUUCACAAACUAUGACAAUUGAAAUUCACAAAAUGUCACAGAACACAAAGCUGAUGACCAACGCAUGACGCAUCCCGUAACUUUGCAACUGAGCUGUUUUUAACCGAUCGGAUCCUUCUUUAAAGGUCUCAUUCAUUCUUUCCCUCACUCAAUAGUUUUCUGCAGGAUCCGGCCACUCGCAUUGUGACAACACCAUUAGGCCGUUGCUUGGCUUCACAAAAUAUGACAAUUGAAUUUCAAAAAUUCACAAAAUACAAAGUUUAUGAUCAACGAA